Messenger RNA from Alternaria rosae, 1740 nucleotides. RefSeq lists its product as uncharacterized. The record is from RefSeq and is a predicted model, not a curated record. Gene Ontology annotation, cellular component: nucleus. The coding region runs from base 37 to 1323 and encodes 428 amino acids. Gene Ontology annotation, biological process: regulation of transcription by RNA polymerase II. Gene Ontology annotation, molecular function: RNA polymerase II cis-regulatory region sequence-specific DNA binding; DNA-binding transcription factor activity, RNA polymerase II-specific. The transcript has 2 exons. NCBI's taxonomy places the organism in Eukaryota, Fungi, Ascomycota, Dothideomycetes, Pleosporales, Pleosporaceae.
CGCCCCCAUACAUUCACAUCCACAUCAAUCGCCGACAUGGAUUCGCCUUCCGAGCUCUCCGAGUACGGCAGCGACGAUUUCCCCGAGGACAUCAAAGGACGCCGCCAUGCCAGCUACGAAGCCACUCCUGACCACGACCAGCGCCCGAACAAGCGACCACGCCUGAAUAUCCGCGCGCCAUCCUCACCACCCCAUAUCAAUACCAUGCCACCUGAGGAAGAGGACGAGCUGUCGGAAGAUACCGAUGGCUCUGUUCCUGCGUCGCCACACCACCACCCGGGCAUGUCGCAAGAUGAUGACUAUGGUCAGGAACAGGUCACUGUCUGCAAGUGGGACGGUUGCACGGCGGGUGACCUGCAGAAUAUGGAUAAUCUAGUCGAGCAUCUUCACGAAGACCAUAUCGGUACACGACAGAAGAAGUAUAGCUGCGAGUGGAGCGACUGCACAAGGAAGGGUAUACCACAUGCCAGUGGCUAUGCGCUUAGGGCACAUAUGCGCUCACAUACAAGGGAGAAGCCAUUCUACUGCACACUUCCAGAAUGCGACCGUUCCUUCACCCGCUCCGACGCGUUAGCGAAGCACAUGAGAACCGUCCACGAGACCGAAGCAUUGCGCCCCUCGGACCCAGUACCCAAGCACCACUCAUCCAACCCUACAAACAACAAGCAGCGCCUCAAGCUCGUCCUCAACAACGAAGCCAAGAAGCUGCCCCACGACAAAGGCUCUACACCCGGGUCCCCCUCCUCACACUCGCACCCCCCGAAUAGCGCAACAAUCCCGCCCAACGCACCCGCCUCAGACGCCGACUACGCCCACAACAACGUCGUCUACCUGCAAGACCUCGCCAACCCAUCCGGCCCAACACUCGUCCAAUUCCCACCUGACAUCGAAUUCAGCCCCGAAGAGCUCCAGCGUCCUGCACCCGAACUCUUCCAACUCCUGCGCCGCCAACUCCUCUGGGCAACGCAACAAGGCGAACAACUGCGCGCCGAAGCCGAGGAGCUCGAACGCGUGCGCCAGGAAGAAUGGCAGGCCAAAGAACUCCUCUUCGAGAACUACAUGGAAGCCCAAGCCGCAACGGAGCGACGACGCCGCGUCGAAGAAGGCAUGCCCGACGACAUGGAAGGUUGGCAAUCCGUUGAGAACGACAUCCAGCCCGCGAAGGCUCUGCCUAUACAACCCAAAGAAGGGAAGUUGCCGUGGUGGCGGGAUGACACUCAGCAACAGACUCGGAUCAAAGAGGAAGUUAUCCAACCGCCCAGGCCGCCUCCCGCGCACAUCCAACAAGUGGAGGAGCGCCAGCCUCAGGUUUCUGUUUCGUAGCCUGGGCUGGAGUAUCUGGAUCUGGCGGAGGGGGAUAUGGCUCUAGAUCUGCAGCAGCGUGCAUACUAUCGCUGGAUGGAAGCGCGGCGCCUGCGUCAGCUUCCUUUGUCGCAGGCUGGGCUGGAAUAUCCGGGUCUAGCGGAUCGUCUUGCGAUUCUGGAUGCGCGCUGUCGUAGUCUGGAAGAGCUGUUGAAUUACAGGGUACCGGCCAGGAGGCGAUGUGCACAUGGUGAGUGGUGGAGGUGUUGGCAUGGGAGAGGUGGGCUGCUACAAUACGGCGAACAAGCACGAAGCUUUAUUGUUGAAGGGGAUGUCGGCACCAGGUCCUCCUUUUUCUCAGCAGUACUUGUUUGUGUAUUACUAUGGGUUAGACACUGGGGUUUAUGGUCUUUGGGUACAUUCAAGGUUAAAGAUACC